Molecule: messenger RNA, 2038 nt
Organism: Tachyglossus aculeatus (Australian echidna)
Lineage: Eukaryota; Metazoa; Chordata; Mammalia; Monotremata; Tachyglossidae
Product: guanylate-binding protein 1-like
Exons: 11
Coding region: 139-1923 (594 amino acids)
Molecular function (GO): GTP binding; GTPase activity
Source: RefSeq, a predicted model, not a curated record
AUAGAACGAAUGCUCUCUAAGACCCAAAACAAAAAAACCCCAUCAGCAGUGUAAAAGGAAGCAAGAGGAGCAAACACCCAUUUUGGAAAAAGACCAGUGACAACGAACAGGUGGAGCGGGCGACACGUCCCAUCAGUCAUGGCCACCAAGCUGAUCAUGCCCGCCCCAAUAUGUCUAAUCGAGAACUCCAGUAGUGGCCAGCUGGUGGUGAAUCCGAAGGCCUUGGACAUCCUGUCCGGCAUUUCCCAGCCGGUGGUGGUGGUGGCCAUCGUGGGCCUGUAUCGCACUGGGAAAUCCUAUCUGAUGAACAAACUGGCCGGGCAGAAGAAGGGCUUCUCUCUGGGCUCCACGGUGCAGUCUCACACCAAGGGAAUCUGGAUGUGGUGUGUUCCUCAUCCCACAAGGAAAGACCUCACUCUGGUUCUGCUGGACACCGAGGGGCUGGGAGAUGUGGAGAAGGAGGAUCCCAAGAAUGACACCUGGAUCUUUGCCUUGGCCGUUCUGCUGAGCAGCACAUUCGUAUACAACAGCAUGGGCACUAUCAGUCAGCCGGCCAUGGACCAGCUCCACUACGUGUCAGAGCUGACAGAACACAUCAGGACCAGAGCUGAGCCCAGUCUCGAUGGGGUAGACGGCUCAGUGGAAUUCGUGAGCUUCUUCCCAGACUUUGUGUGGACUGUGCGCGAUUUCAUCUUGGAGCUGAAACUGAACGGUCACCCCAUCACUGAAGACCAGUACCUGGAGAACGCCCUUAAACUAAAGAAAGGGACCGACGAGAAAACCAAACUGUUUAAUCUUCCCCGGAGGUGUAUCCAGCAAUUCUUUCCGACCAAGAAGUGCUUUGUCUUUCCCCAACCGGCAACUGGGAAAAAUCUCCUUAAGCUUGAGGAGCUCCGGGAAAAUGACCUGGAAUCUGAGUUUGUGGAACAGGCAGAACGCUUCUGCUCCUACAUCUUCCAACAUGCCGAGGCCAAGACGAUUCAGGGGGGCAUAGUAAUCAACGGCACUCGGCUGGAAAGCCUAGUGAUGACGUACGUCGAGACCAUCUCCAGUGGCGAGGUGCCCUGCAUGGAGAACGCGGUGUUGGCCCUGGCAGAGAUCGAGAACUCGGCCGCCGUUCAGAAGGCCAUAGCCUGCUACGAGGAGCUGAUGGGUCAAGUGAAGUUACCCACAAACACACUGCAGGAGCUGCUGGACUCGCACGAGGCCAACGAAAGGAAAGCCAUCCAGCUCUUCAUGCAGCAUUCCUUCAAAGAUGAAGGUCACAAAUUCCAGAAGGAGCUAGGGACCCAUCUGUUAGGAAGACGGGAUGACUUCGUGAAGCAGAAUGAAAAAGAGUCAACCAAACGCUGCGAGACUUUGCUUCAGAAUAUUUUCAAGCCUCUGGAGGAGGAAAUAAAGAAUGGAUCCUUCAUCAAACCGGGAGGAUAUAACCUCUUUCUUCAGAAGAAACAAAAACUAAAGCAGCAAUAUGAGCGGGAGUCAAGAAAGGAACUACUGGCUGAGGAGACUCUUCUAAAGUAUCUGCAAUCCACGGAAGAUACGGCAAACGCAAUAUUACAGAUGGAUCAGUCACUCUCAGAAAAGGAAAAGAUGAUCAAAGCGGAGAAGACCAAAGCUGAGGCCGCAGAGCAGUCAGUCAAGCGGUUACAGGAAAUGCAAGCGAGGAGUCAGCAACUGCUGGAUCAGAAGGAGAGAAGUCACCAGGAGCAUAUGACACAACUGACCCAGAAGUUGGAAAGGGAGAGGGAGCAGAUUCUGGCACAGCAAGAGAAGGCCUUAAAUUUAAAAUUAGAGGAGCAGGCGAGAUUAAUGCGGGAUGGGUUCCAAAAUGAAAGCCAGCGACUACAGGAACAGAUUCAGCACCUCCGGAUGCAGACCCAGAACAACAGUCGACCCAGAUCAACUUGCAUCAUCAUCUGAAGAUCUUUGAUCAAUAGUACUCUCAUGCGCGCGUCACUCUCUGUCAUUGUCUGAAGGUGUUUUAUCGAUAGUACUCUUACAUCUGUCGCGAGCCCUCGGUAAUAAUAAUAAUAAU